Molecule: messenger RNA, 1251 nt
Organism: Rotaria socialis
Lineage: Eukaryota; Metazoa; Rotifera; Eurotatoria; Philodinida; Philodinidae
Source: the annotation of a GenBank genome assembly
AUGUUACUAUGGAGUCAGAUUUUAAUUAUGGAAAAAAUUUCUAGUCUAAGAACGCCUUCAUUUAUUGAUAGUCAACGUCAAAAUCGUCGUCGCCGCUACUCAAUCAGCUCCCCUAAUUUGUUUGAAUCUCGUGGAGGUACUAUUAUUCAACAGUUCGAUAACAUAAUCAAUCGAUCGUCGCGCGCAAAGCUUUCUAAAACAAAAUCUGCAUUAUCGAUUUCAAAUCUUGGCUUUGAAUCGACAAACUCGGAUUUAGAAAAAUAUGAUAUUCUAACAAAAUUAAAUAUAGGAGCAUUUGGCGCAAGUUAUCUAAUACGAGAUUCGAAUGAUGGACAAAUGUACAUAUUAAAACGAAUUGAUUAUAAUUUACCAGAGAAAUUUCGUGAACAUUUAUUUAACGAAAGAUAUUUAUUAAGCGUUUUAAAGUCGAAUUAUAUUCUUUCAUUGAUUUCUUCUUAUAUCGAUAUAGAACAUAAUUGUUUUUCGAUGAAAUUUGAAUAUACAAAUGGAAUAACAUUAUUACAUUUACUUCGACAAGUUCGUUGGUUUGAAGAAUCAGCUGUAGCAUUUUAUAGUGCACAAAUUGUUGUCGCAUUUGAAUAUUUACAUGAAUUAAAUAUUAUCUAUAGAAAUCUUAAGCUAGAAACUAUUCUUCUUACUCAUAAUGGAUAUAUUAAGCUAUUUGAUUUUGCUUUUGCUAAAUUAUUAUCUUCACAAUCAACUUAUACAUAUUCAAUAGUUGGCGUACCUGAUAUUAUUCCACCUGAAAUGCUUUUAGCUCGACCGUAUUCAUUUUCAGUUGAUUGGUGGCAAUUAGGCAUAGCUAUGUUUGAAAUGCUUACAUCACGUACACCGUUUUUCUCUCCAUCAAUGUUUGAAACACAUAAAAAUGUUAUUGAAAAUCGUCGAUAUGAAUUUCCAUCACAUAUUAGUAGUUUAGCACGAUGUACUUGUAUGAUGUUGUUACAGCCGAAUAUAAAGAAACGUUUAGGUUGCUCAUCAACUGGUCAGGGCGCAAAAGAAGUUAAACAAAAUGUUUGGUUUAAAAAUCAUGUGAAUUGGGCAGCAAUUAUUGAGGGAGCACAUCCACCACCAUAUAGAAUUAACAAUGUUGAAAGAAAUUCAAAUAAAACUACAUCAUUGCUAAAUACAAUUGAAUCGAAAUGGUUAGAUGAAUAUGACCAAGCAGUACGCUCGUUAAUGGAUGUUAGUGUUUCAGACGAUGAAACGAAUUUAUUGAAAAUUUUUUGA